Xyrichtys novacula (pearly razorfish) is the source of this 6595-nucleotide messenger RNA. NCBI's taxonomy places the organism in Eukaryota, Metazoa, Chordata, Actinopteri, Labriformes, Labridae. The record is from the annotation of a GenBank genome assembly.
AUGGUAAAGACGAGGUUAAAAGGCGGAAGAACAAAGAUGGCGGCCGGCUAUGCAUGGUUCCUUGUCCUGGUUUCGGUUUUUCUCUGCAAUCUCAUGAAAACACUCCUUCCGUGUAUAACAUCAUUCGUAAGUAGAAAUGCACUCAUUAAUUGACUUUUAACGCCACGGGUAGCGUACGACCUGCCAUACAUAAGCCAAUUUCAAUGAGAGGAAAACAAAAGCUAGUGCUAACCAGGGCUAACCAGCUAGCUUUCACAUCCUAUCCGUCCAGCUACAAACGGGGGUGGGCGUAUCCGCGUUACUAGCUUUAUAUUAAGAGGAAACAUUCAGCCUGCCCAUAGUAAUGUGGCCAGCGCUGUGCACGUUAUUUGGUAGGGGGGAACAUUUUUGUUAGCGCAUGUAAUGUCCAAGGGGAAUAGCGCGGUUGAGAGUAGCCUGUAUGUGGCUAAUAACAGUAGUGUUAUGUCGUUCGCGAAUGAUUCGUUCAAAGGAACCGAAUCUUUUAAGUGAACUUACUGAUCCGAAUCACUUCCUCAAGUGAUUUGUUUGUUUCUCACUUCAGUUGAGCUGUCAGCAGUGCAGCUGCUAUAGCACGCAGCAUUGCCAGGUGAGCAGAGGGACAGCAUGCACCAACAACUGAAUCAACAACUUGUUUUGUUUACUGCUAAAUUGCCAUCACAACAAAUACAUACAAAAGGACACAGCAUGUUACAAGAAGUGCAUAAAACCUGCAGCAUCCUGUCAUUGCAGCGAUUUGCAAGGGAACGAAUUAUGUUCAGUGUGAAUUUUUCAAAAUGUUAAGUGGACGAAUCACUCACUUAAGCCCAACUUACUGAGCAAACCUGAUAAAUAGUAUACCAUUGGACUGUACACUUAAAACAUCAUGAGUUGUAAACAAGUUCAUUUUUACAAACCUGUUUGCCAAAGCAACACAGCCACAACACUCUCAUCUCCCGGUUCCAGAAGCUAUGAUCUGAACUGAAUCCUGAAUCGUUCAGUUGUGUAUCAGUUCAGGAAGUGAGAGUUGCAGACUCUUCCCGCUAAGCGCUAAUUGAUUCGGUGAACAAAUCUUUUGAACAAAUCUAUUUAGUGAACCGAUUCUAGUGAUUUGUUGCAUCUAAAAGAACUGCUAUGCUCAUCACUAAAUUACAGGAGCCUUUAGUUGUGUACACAUGAACUCUGGGUAAUUACCUCUGCUUUGGUGCUCGGAGUAGGAGGCAGUUAUAUGAAGGUAUUGUUGGUGCAAGAGGUUUGUGCAUCUGUAACAUGUAAUUUGUAGUUGUGUACAGUGAUUGUGCAUGUGUGUUAGUAACUGGGAAAUGCGCACUCUAUGAGUUGUGUAUUUGUAGAUUUUCUCCCACUCUUCGUGUAGAGAGCCUUAUUUCCUCUGAUUGGCUGUGAGACGAAAUGCUAUCACCUCUGAUUGGUUGUAAUACCCAUCAAACUCAGAUCAGCGACCGCCUUUUGCACCAAAGAAUUCAGUGACCCGAUCUUUGGAAGUGAUGGGCACGGCAGUUCUUUUUGAUGUACUGAAUCACUAGAAUCAUUCACUAAAAAGAUUUGUUCAAAAGAUUCAUUUACCAAAUCACAGAAUCACUUAACACUUGGCAGUAGAAGCCUGCGACUCCGACCUCCUGAACUGAUACACAGCUGAACGUUUUAGGAUUCACUUCAAUUCAGAGCUUUGUUUGAGUGUUUGGCUGUGUUGGUUUGGCAAACAGGUUUGUAAAAAUGAACUUAUAAGUCAUGAUGUUUUAAGUGUACUGUCCUAUGGUAUGUUAUUUAUUAGGUCUGGACUCAGUGAGUUAUUCAUUCAAUGAGCGUUUAGAAGAAUUUACACUGAACAUGCACCGUUCCCUCGCAUACCACUGCAAAGAUAGGAUGCUCCGGGUUUAAUGCACUACUUGUUACAUGCUCUGUCCAAUUGCAUGCAAGUUGUCGUGGUGGCAAUUUAGCAGUUAAAAAAGAAAAGGUAGUUUUGUCCGACAAAAAUGAUUCCAGAGAGUGUAGCUCAAUGCGUGAUUCGUUCACCAUGUGACUCAGGCAUUGGUGCAUGGCAUCCCUCGAUCGCCAGCUGCUGGCUUGGCAAUGCUGUUUCUCACUUUAGCUCAACUGAAGUGAAAAACGAACGAAUCACUUGGGGAAGUGAUUUAAUUCAGUACGUUCACUUCAAAGAUUCAGUUCUUUUGAACACAUCGUUCAUGAAGUUCACAUAGAGAUCUACACAUAUUCAAAUUUUGUCCACAACAUCACAUUGCUCCAUACAGGUGCACAAUUGCACCAAAUAGUCUGCAACAAUUGGAGCAAAAAUGUGAGUGUGUUAGAGUUUGAAACUGUGACAUGUAAAGUACAAUUCGUGAAUGUGUAAAUAUUGUGUUGUACUUGUGGAAAUAAAAUAAAAAAAUCAACAAGUACACACAAAAAAUCUACAAGUACACAACUCAUAGAGUGCAGAUUUCACAUUUACUACUACACACACACACAAUCACUGUACAAAGCUACAAAUUACAUUUUACCGAUGCACAAACCUUUUGCACCAAAAAUACUUUCAUACUUUGAAGUCAUUACAUGUGUGUCAUUGUGUUACUUCCUUUUUUUCAAGCUGACAAAGAUGAUGCAGAAAGAUGCUGAACAGGAGAGUGAAAUGAGAACCGAAAUCCAAGAGAUGAAAAAGGAGCAGUCUUCAAUAAGCAUGAUGGAUGAGUUUGCUAGAUAUGCAAGAUUGGAGCGCAAAAUCAACAAGAUGACAGACAAGCUGAAAACACAUGGUAAGGCAGAUAUUGUUUAUCUAGAGACACCAUUUAAACUUUAAAAUGUAGACACAAGUCUCAUCUGUCAGUGUAUUCAUCCACAUUUUGAUAGGUAUUGUAGUUUUUGCUCACUCACUGUUCAAUGACCAUGAUCAUUUUUGGAGAAAAUUUGAGAUUAUAAUGGGUGUGUAUUGUGUAGAACCUUCUUGCCAGCUAGAGUGAGAGACAUUGCAUGAAACUGUCAGAACUUUUCUCUUUCCAAGCUCCUCCUGGCCACAAAUUACACUCUAGACGCAUAUUUAAGCCCAAGUGUGAGACCAGUGCUGAGGUAAAAAAUCGCUUUUUAUCAUGACAUUUUGACUGCCUUAGCCUGUGGUGCAUCUAUCGUCAUGGGCAACCAGUUCAAGUUGCUGUGGCAACCUGUGACCCUCAGGCCAGGCCCACAGCUGAAACCAACUCUCUAAUCAGGGAGUGCCCUGAUAUUUCUGCAUCAUUGAAUCACUUUUAGAGCAAUUUGAAAAAAACAAUUAAACUGACUCUCAAUCAAAAUCCUUGUUAGGGUCACUGGGCAAAAGCACUGAGGCACUAGCCCCCUAUACAACAGAGAUGCUAUAAACUUUACAGCAGGCCCCUAUACAAUAAUGCCUCAGGACUUGGAGGCACUGUUGGUUUAUUGUAGACUUUUUUCUUGUUCCUCUUCAGGCCAAAUUUCAAUUCACUACCUACAACUUGAAGAGUUGUAGGACAAAUUAUAUAUCAAAACAUGGGGUUUGAUUGGGGUCAGUGUGUCGUUACUGGUCCCAAUUCUAUGAGUUUUUUAUGACACAAGAUGCAAAAAAGGUUGUAAAAAUUUUGCACUGAAGUCAAUGAAUGAGCCCCCCACCCGAAAACAAGGACAAUUACAGGAGUUUUUUAAUGUCUACUGCUCCAGAUCUGUUUUGUCUUUGUCGUAUAAAUUAGUGCUUGAAAAGGAAUGUUUGUUGCGGAUGUGCUCCUUGUAUAUGAUAUCACAAUGCUACUAGUGGCCUAUUAAUUCUUUGACAUCUCUGAAGAAUCUCAUUAUAACGUACACACUCUGGUAGUAGCCCCCGAGACCCUUUCAAAAUUUCCAAGAGGGAAUUUUCUGGUUUAUUUUUAUUCCCCUAAAGAUUUCAGUUUGUUGUUCAAUUGAGUAGUACAGUUUAUAGGUCACACUAAAGGUGAAAAAGAUUCUAAAAUAAUUUAUCUUGGUCUAAUCUUUUAACAUAAGAAAAACCUGGAAUUCCAACAGGGGUGUGUAGACUUUUAUAUACACUGUAGAAAACUUUCCUCUUGUAUUUAAACUGACAAACAGGCUAAGACUCACAAGGGUAUUACAGUGGCUUUGACACCACAAAACGGUGUGUUGGGUCUAACUAUAUUGUCUGUUCUGUUUUUUUUUUUAAAUUAAACAGUGAAAUCAAGAACAGCUCAACAAGCCAAAAUGAAAUGGAUUGUGAACAUUGUCUUUUACAUACUGCAGGUAGGUGGAUAAGUGAAAACACUAAGGCAUUGUCUUUCAGUUUUUAUAUCACUGUUAGAUGAUCUAUCUUCGCUGUGCUGUUAUGGCUGUGUGUGUAUUUAGUACAAGAAAAUCAGUUACCGUUAUGUCUGUUUUGCUUCCUGGCAAUAUUAUUAAAUAAUAUUUUAACAUUAUAAACAGAAGAAAAAGUUGUUACUUGCAAAAUGGAAAGCUUGAAAUUAAAACAGAAAAUUCAUAUUAGUCAUAUACAUAUAAUCCCAUAUGUACAUAUUUCUUUAUCAGGCAGCUCUGAUGAUCUCAUUGAUAUGGAAGUAUUACUCUGAUCCGGUUACUGUGGUCCCAAGUAGAUGGAUUGCUCCUGUGGAGCGCCUUGUGGCCUUCCCAACAGGAGUGGCAGGUAAUAAAUCUUUGCUUGAUAUUUUAUGGAAUAUGAUGUAUAAACAUAACCUGCAUAAAAUAUCUACUAUGACAAUAUUUUUCACAUAGGAUUGAUUUGUUUGAUACAUUGUCUUUGCAUAGAUGCAGUGUUUCCUGCAGAGUGAUGCUGUACCUGCAGCAAGGGAGAUUACGAGAUAGGAGACGAGUAAUUAGUAUAUAACCUUUUUGUGUUAGGUCAUGUCUAAUAAUUCUAAUACUACUGCUAAGUAUUGAUUUAGCAGAUCAACAGCAGAUUUCACAAAAAGCCUCAAAUAACACAGCCGGUGUUGUGAGCUCACACUUAUAUCAUAGGUGAUCCACAUGUAGGCAAGACUUGUUAAUUAUGUAACGACCCAACACUAAGAUAGAGCAGGAUGACACUUAAAGCAACCAGCAUCACAAAACUGUAAAAUCAGAAUAAGAAGGUCUUUAUUCAACACAAAUACAGUCUAGGUGUGGGAAACUCUGGUGAAUUACAGUGAUUUGUUUUCUUGUCACCUAUAGUUGUCAUAAAUCUGAAGGUGUUUAUUUAUUUAUUUAUCAAAGAAUUGUUCUUUAUUUCAGGUGGAGUGGGAAUAACAUGCUGGUUGGUGGUUUGCAACAAAGUAAUUACACUGGGUCUCCAUGCUGUCAGCUAGAGACUUAAGCUGAAUGAGGUUCACUAUUACUUAACAUUCAGUGAAGGAGAUCAGUGGUCUCUGGACUCUUCUGCCUUCUUUAUUUCAACGUCUUCAGUGAAAAAUGUUGGGAUGCAAUUAAAUUAUAAGGAGCCCAUAUUGCUGUGAUUUUGCUGCUGAUUUUUUUUUAAAGUUGUUUAAAUUAUUCAUAAGGAUGUUUUUAGUUACUGUAACUAUUACAGUAAUUUGGAAGUUUUGAGGUUCUCAAGGAAAAAUAAAAACAUUCAUCAGAGAUAUGAUUCUUUCAUAUUUUUCUGUGAUUCUGGAUAUUUUAUUUUGAAUUAGUGAAUGAUGUGAACCAUCAAAGCCAAGUUAAAAGAUAGAAGGCAAUAGAGUUUUCAGUGAAAAAAGGAGGAUCUUGGUACAGUCAGGCCUAAAUGUGGGACCAUACUAUUUAUUUCCAGUAGUUUUGCUACUGUUUACGAUAACCUUAGCCUGUCAUUGAGCCGCAGCAAGCCGUGUUAGCUGUAUUUUUUUUUUUAAAUAACAGUGCUGUGUGUUAAUUGUACAAUAUGACAUUGUCUGUCUGGUAACAGCACAACAUUGUGUUAAUAAAAUAUGAUACAUUUUUGAUUGGCAUUUUGACUUUCAUGCGUCCCCUUAAGCGACUGUAAUUUCUGUGACAGCAGCAGAUUGAUUUAUCAUUUCAUUCCCUGUGGUAAAUAUAGAAAUGUAAAAAUAUAACAUGAUACAUUUUUUAAAUCAAAAACAACUUUUUGAUAUAAAACAAGUGUGAGAGCAAGCAGAUUAUUUAGCAUUUUUAAAAAUGAUUUUCAAAAAUAAACUUCAACAAAUUCGUUUUCAAAUUGUUAAUAAAAGUGCUUUAAAGGUCUGAAUAUAAGCUCUUCUUGAAUACAAGACAAACAAAUAUAAUCUAUUAGUAUAAUGGAACAAUUAUUUAUAGUAAUAACAUCAAUUUUACAAAAAUGAAGGAAAAUGAUCAUUCUUGCAGUAUAACAAUAGAGAGUCACCUAUCAUUGUCACAGGGGACACCAUUUUUUGAUGGUCAUAUAAAAACUGUUGCAGGUUUAAUACUAAAGUCUACCCAGAGCAAUGUCCAUGUUGGAGUGGGUCCUCUUUCACACUGGCUGCUAUCUUGCGCCACCAUGUUUCUACAGCACCACCUAGUGGGCUAACAAAGCUGUUUUGUGUUAAGUGAGUUGCAUUAAGUAUAGUGGUUGAAAGACAAAGAAGAGAGUUGUUGCUCUGCUCUACAGGCUUUGCAUUAAAAGAUAUUUUGAUGGCAAAAA